AUGUAAGGCGGGUAUAAGCACAAUCGGAUUACGAGCACAAAAACAAGGGAAACCUGGACACGAUUAGUGGCGAAGAAAAACGAAGUCCUGCCAACUUAGUCCAAAUUGUUUUUUAGCCGGCUGCCUACACGCCUGCGUUUUGAGCAAAGCGGUAGUAUCUUUUUCGGGGCCAUCGAUAGCUUGUCAUCUCCAGUAAAAAUGCAGAACUUGAAGAUCCAAGAGGAAGUAAAUUCAUUGAUGAGUCUAGGCCAGCACUUUGAUGACCAGUUAAAGCUGGCAGGCGUCGAGUUGGGCGAUUUCUCGGACGACGACCUGGCGCUCCUUGACAAAUGCGCCCAAUAUUAUUCACUUUUGCACAUCCACGACUUCAAUCUAAACUACUUGCGCGAUUUCUAUUGUGCCAAGAAGAGGGAAUGCAUUGAAAACCGGCAGACCAGAGUGCAGCAACGUGUAGAGCUGCAGCGCAUUCUGUCUUCCAUCGAAGAGGCGACUAGGGACGUAGUUAUGUUGGAGAGAUUUAAAGCUGCUGCGGAAGAGCGGCUCAUCCCGGACAUCGUCGUUAUGCAGCGAAACGGCCAAAAGCUUGCAACAAAACAGGCCUUACUGGACCGGCAAAAAACCCUUAAGAUCCCAAAGGAUUUUAGUAUUGAAAGUGUCAUCGAGAAGGUAGAUUCACUGGAGCAGCGCUAAAGAAGUGAACUGCUUUCGUUUUUAAAAAAUUAUUUAAUUGUAUUUACUCAGUAAUGCAAAAACACUUUACAAAAACAUAAAAUUUUCAAAUUUAAAAGAUGAAUGUUGAGGUUUACAAGUUUGGAACACUUCACACAAUCAGAGGGUGCACUCUUUUUGGUUAUUGUAUUUUAUGAAGGGCACGCAUUUUAAAAACGUUCCAAUUGUUGCUAGGUUGUGUCAAAUAUUUAUUUAAAGUAUCAUGAUAGGAAAACUAGAAGACCAAAUAAUAAUUUGCCAGCUGCUUAAAGCAUACAAAAAGUG
Molecule: messenger RNA, 993 nt
Organism: Drosophila simulans
Lineage: Eukaryota; Metazoa; Arthropoda; Insecta; Diptera; Drosophilidae
Product: augmin complex subunit wac
Exons: 3
Coding region: 199-690 (163 amino acids)
Source: RefSeq, a predicted model, not a curated record